Messenger RNA from Acaulospora morrowiae, 591 nucleotides. The record is from the annotation of a GenBank genome assembly. Lineage: Eukaryota; Fungi; Glomeromycota; Glomeromycetes; Diversisporales; Acaulosporaceae.
AUGGCGUUUUACUCGGAGGUUGACAAAAAUUUUAAGCAACUUUACGAGAAUAGAGAGAACGGCGACGUGAUAAUUUAUGCUGGCGAGGAGCUUAAAGAGCUUCGCGCUCAUUCUCAAGUUUUACUUACUUAUUCUUCUUAUUUCCGUGGAGUGCUUUCAUACGAGGGAGCAAAGAAUUAUGAUGGGCAUUUUAUUCUUAAAAAGUCUAACAUCCACGCUUCGACGUUCGAAGUGAUUCUUAAGUUUGCCUAUUGCGGACCUACAGAUCUUCAUGAACUAGAUAAUGCGGUGGUUCUCAAAGUUUUAGCCGCUGCAGAAGAACUAGGAUUUCAUAAACUUAUUAACUACGUCGAGAAAUAUAUAAUUAAAAAUCUCAAUGAUUUUUCACGAGAGGAUCCUGUGAAAAUGUUACACAUUGUUGCUAGCCAUGAGACGUUCGAAGAUCUUAAAGAAAUUUGCGUGGAAGCCAUCCUUACCGAGCCAGACAUCUUAUUCGACUCAGGAAAAUAUUUAACAUUAGAAGAGAACGCAUGGAUAUUGAUUCUUAAAUAUGACGAACUUAUAAUAGAUGAACUUGAAAUUUGGGAUUAU